Molecule: messenger RNA, 1515 nt
Organism: Neoarthrinium moseri
Lineage: Eukaryota; Fungi; Ascomycota; Sordariomycetes; Amphisphaeriales; Apiosporaceae
Exons: 2
Coding region: 1-1515 (504 amino acids)
Molecular function (GO): succinate-semialdehyde dehydrogenase (NAD+) activity
Source: RefSeq, a predicted model, not a curated record
AUGGGCGAGGCUCAAUAUACCAGGCCCUUCGAGCUGAAGGACGAUAGCCUCCUCCAGAAAGAUUGCUACAUACAUGGAAAAUGGGUCCCAGCAAGGCGUAGCGGGCGGUUUCCUGUGAUCGAUCCUGGCUCCGGCAAGACGUGGGCAGAAUGCGCCGACGGUACCAGCGACGAUGUCGAACCAGCUGUACACUCGUCGGCCAUCGCAUUUGAGGCAUACUCGAAGUUCACCCCCAGGAAGCGGGCGCAAUUACUGCUCAAAUGGCACCAGUUGAUUGAUGCAGCAAGAGAUGAUCUGGCAAAGAUUCUGGUCCAUGAAACUGGUAAGCCUCUUGCCGAGGCACAGGGCGAAAUAGACUACGCGCUCAGUUUCGUGUGGUGGUUCAUGGGAGAGGCGGACCGGAUCAAUGGCACUGUGACGACGUCAGCCAUCCCGGGCAGACGUUCACUGGUUAUCAAGCAACCGAUUGGAGUCGUAGCCGGGCUUGUCCCCUGGAACUUCCCAAUUGCUCUAAUGUUGAGGAAGGCGAGCGCCGCCCUCGCCGCAGGAUGCACAAUGGUCGUCAAACCGUCCCCCGAAACACCCUUUACAGCCACUGCUCUCGCACAUCUCGCAACGCAGGCUGGAUUCCCCCCUGGUGUUCUGAACGUGAUACCGACCAGCCUUGAGAAUACCCCCAUCCUGGCCGAAGCACUCUGUCUGCAUCCCGUUGUCAAGAAGGUUACUUUCACUGGUAGUACGCGCGUAGGGAAAAUCAUCUCUGGUCUCUGUGCCAGGAAUCUGAAGAAGGCAACGUUCGAGCUGGGGGGAAACUGCCCGUUCAUCGUGUUCGACGACGCGAAUAUGGACCACGCCAUCGAUCAGCUGAUGGCCCUCAAAUGGAGACACGCUGGGCAAGCCUGUAUCACAGCGAACAGGGUGUACGUACAAGAUGGCAUACACGACGCCUUUGUUCAGAAGCUCGUAGAGAAAGUGUCCACUAUCAAGGUGGGCCACGGCAUGGCUGAUGGGACAACGAUGGGUCCAGUCACGACUUCGCGCGGACUCGACAACGCGGAAGAGCUCGUGAAGGAUGCUGUCAGCGCUGGUGCGAAGCUUGCCCUCGGGCAAGGCCAGAAGCACAAAGUUGAUGGAUACCCGGAUGGAUACUACAUGUCCCCUACGAUCUUAACUAACAUGGCAGACGAUAUGUUCAUGAGCUGUGAGGAAAACUUCGCCCCCAUUCUCGGCAUUUACGUAUUCGAGAAUGAACGUGAAGUCGUCCAGCGAGCCAAUGACACGAGUAUGGGCUUGUCAAGCUAUGUCUUCACGAAGGAUGUGGAUAGGCUCUGGCGGCUCUUCGAGAAGCUGGAGGCUGGCAUGAUUGGUUUGAAUACAGGAAAUUGCUCUGCGGCCGAAACUCCCUUUGGUGGAAUCAAGGACAGUGGAAUGGGAAAAGAAAGUGGCAAGGACGUUGCUAUCAACGAGUUCAUGAUCACGAAAGCAGGAACCUUAACCGUGGAGGAUCAUUUUUAG